UCAUGUUAGACACCGAUAUGUGGAAAACUUCAUUGUGCUAGUUCGUGUCCUGCAGUAUCCCGAGUGAUUUCUAAAAGAAGUAUAGCGUUUCAUACCUGUGCUUUUUUCAGAAAAAUAUCUUGUGAAUCAUGAGUGACCCAAAAAGUGGUGAAGAUUUAGCUACAGCAAUUUUGCGCAAAAAGGACAGGCCAAACAGAUUAAUUGUUGAUGAAGCGACCAAUGAUGACAAUUCCGUUGUGGGUUUAUCCCAAGCGAAAAUGGAUGAACUCCAACUAUUUCGUGGAGACACUGUUUUGCUUAAAGGAAAACGUAGGAAAGAAACAGUUUGCAUUGUUCUUUCCGAUGACACAUGUCCUGAUGAAAAAAUAAGAAUGAAUCGAGUUGUACGAACAAAUUUAAGAGUUCGAUUAAGUGACGUUGUCUCUGUGCAAGCGGCACCAGAUGUGAAAUACGGUAAACGUAUACACGUUUUACCAAUGGACGAUACUGUUGAAGGUUUAACUGGAAAUUUAUUUGAAGUUUAUUUAAAACCAUACUUUUUGGAAGCUUAUCGACCAAUACAUAAGGAUGACAAUUUUAUUGUACGCGGAGGAAUGCGUGCUGUUGAAUUCAAAGUUGUUGAAACAGAUCCCGGUCCUUAUUGUAUUGUUGCACCGGAUACAGUAAUUCAUUGUGAGGGCGAUCCGAUAAAGCGUGAGGAGGAGGAAGAAGCAUUGAACGCUGUUGGUUAUGAUGAUAUUGGUGGUGUACGAAAGCAAUUAGCACAAAUUAAGGAAAUGGUUGAAUUACCACUACGACAUCCUUCAUUGUUUAAAGCUAUUGGUGUUAAGCCACCACGUGGUAUUCUUCUUUAUGGACCACCGGGAACAGGUAAAACUCUUAUUGCACGAGCUGUUGCAAAUGAGACUGGAGCAUUCUUUUUCUUAAUUAAUGGACCUGAAAUAAUGAGUAAAUUGGCUGGAGAAUCGGAAAGUAAUUUACGAAAGGCAUUUGAGGAGGCUGAAAAAAAUUCACCGGCCAUUAUUUUCAUUGACGAAUUGGACGCUAUUGCACCAAAAAGAGAAAAAACCCAUGGUGAAGUAGAAAGGCGUAUUGUUUCACAGCUUCUUACUUUAAUGGAUGGCAUGAAACAGAGUGCUCAUGUUAUUGUUAUGGCCGCUACCAAUAGGCCUAAUAGCAUUGACGGAGCUUUGCGUCGUUUUGGUCGUUUCGAUAGAGAAAUUGAUAUUGGCAUUCCGGAUGCGACUGGACGUUUGGAAAUUUUGCGUAUUCAUACAAAAAAUAUGAAACUUGCCGAUGAUGUUGAAUUGGAAGAGAUUGCCGCUGAAACUCAUGGUCACGUUGGCGCAGAUUUGGCUUCACUUUGUUCAGAGGCUGCUCUUCAGCAAAUUCGUGAGAAAAUGGAUUUAAUUGAUUUAGAAGACGAUGUUGUAGAUGCCGAAGUAUUAAAUUCUCUUGCUGUUACUAUGGAGAACUUUAAGUACGCAAUGACAAAGAGCAGUCCCAGUGCUCUUCGCGAGACAAUUGUCGAAGUACCGACAGUAUCAUGGGAUGACAUUGGUGGUUUGCAGAACGUGAAAAUGGAACUUCAAGAAUUGGUUCAAUAUCCAGUUGAGCAUCCAGAUAAAUUCUUGAAAUUUGGCAUGCAACCAUCAAGAGGUGUUUUGUUCUAUGGACCACCUGGUUGUGGUAAAACAUUGUUGGCAAAGGCAAUUGCCAAUGAAUGUCAAGCGAAUUUCAUAUCAGUAAAGGGUCCUGAAUUAUUGACAAUGUGGUUUGGUGAAUCGGAAGCAAAUGUUAGAGAUGUUUUUGAUAAAGCCAGAUCAGCAGCGCCAUGUGUAUUGUUUUUCGACGAAUUGGAUUCAAUUGCAAAAUCACGUGGUGGAACUGUCGGUGACGCUGGCGGCGCAGCUGACAGAGUAAUUAAUCAGAUUUUAACUGAAAUGGAUGGUAUGGGGGCAAAGAAAAAUGUUUUCAUUAUUGGAGCAACGAAUCGUCCUGAUAUUAUUGAUCCCGCUAUUCUUCGUCCAGGAAGAUUGGAUCAAUUGAUUUAUAUUCCACUUCCCGAUGAGAAAUCGCGUGAAGCUAUUUUCAAAGCAAAUCUACGCAAAUCUCCCGUAGCUCAAGAUGUUGAUUUGUGCUACAUAGCUAAAGUAACACACGGAUUUUCUGGCGCCGAUUUGACAGAAAUUUGUCAACGUGCUUGUAAACUUGCAAUUAGACAAUGCAUUGAAACUGAAAUUCGAAGAGAAAAAGAUCGAGUUGCUAAUCCUUCUGUCUGUAUGGAUAUGGAUGAAGAGGAUCCUGUACCGGAAAUUACAAGAGCUCACUUCGAAGAAGCAAUGAGGUUUGCUCGUCGUUCAGUUUCGGAUAACGAUAUUCGCAAAUACGAAAUGUUUGCACAAACUCUUCAACAAUCUCGAGGUUUUGGAACAAAUUUCAGAUUUCCACAAAGUGGAGGAGCACCAGGUACUCAAGACCUUACACAAGAUCAACCGUUCCAAGACGAUGGCGAUGAUGAUCUAUAUAGUUAAGUUUUCUGUAUUUGAAAAGCAGUGAAGCAUUCGACAAAAGGGCCUGUCUAUUAACGUGUUAAUUGCACGAUAAUGUUUUUUAAAAAUAUGGUUCAUGAAAAAUUCGAAAUAAAUAAAUUGAGUAACGAACUUUUUAUAUGAAGGGCGUAUGAUGUAUGUCUGAA
Leptopilina boulardi is the source of this 2698-nucleotide messenger RNA. It is a transcript of the gene TER94, whose product is annotated as transitional endoplasmic reticulum ATPase TER94. Gene Ontology annotation, biological process: retrograde protein transport, ER to cytosol; mitotic spindle disassembly; autophagosome maturation. The coding region runs from base 129 to 2534 and encodes 801 amino acids. Gene Ontology annotation, molecular function: polyubiquitin modification-dependent protein binding; ATP hydrolysis activity; ATP binding. The record is from RefSeq and is a predicted model, not a curated record. The transcript is spliced from 7 exons. NCBI's taxonomy places the organism in Eukaryota, Metazoa, Arthropoda, Insecta, Hymenoptera, Figitidae. Gene Ontology annotation, cellular component: nucleus; cytosol; VCP-NPL4-UFD1 AAA ATPase complex.